GAUUGGCGGGCGGCUCCGGUUUCCGUGGAAACGGCUUAGCGCGGGAGGCCUGAGGCGGCGGCGUUGGCCAUGGCGCAGCGGUUCCAGGCGCUGAGGUGCUGUUUUUGCCAGACGUACCAGGUACAGCAGGUUAAAAAGAGCAAGAAAUGGAACUGCAAAUUAUGCGGAGAGAAACAGUCAGUGCUGAAGGUAUACGGCCAGGGCUCAGGGUCUGAUUGCCGACAGCACGUACAGAAGCUAAACAUGCUGAGAGGGAUGAAGAUGCAGGCGAUGGAAGCCACUACUUGGUCGACUGAGGAGCCAAGAUAUUCCAGUGAUGACUGCCGACCCCAGAAAUAUUGUGUGGAGAAUGAACCGAAUCAAGCAACCAGUCGCUGGUGUGUUUAUUUGGAUCAGAAGCAUGUGGAAGAACCAGUCGAGCAGGAAGGAGGAGACGACAAGAUUGUGUACACAGACAGACAGCAGUUCCAGACAGAUAUGAAGAAUGCCAUCAGUAAUCGAAGUAAACGUAAAAGAGGAUCCCAUCUUGACUCUGAGAAGCUGGAUACACGUGGACAUUGCACUCCUAGCAAUUGGAAGGAGACUGCUAGAAAGAAAAUGCAGCUGAAUUCCAAAAUAAACAGGGGCAAAAACUGGAACCCAGAAAAUGGAGAAGGGAGCGAUAUCUUAAGCAAGUCCAAACUGGAAUAUAGCUCUCCAGUUCAACAGGUUGAGAAAAGCCAAAGUGAUGAAGCUUUCCUAACCAAGCAGCCAGAGGCUUCGAAGUGGGAUAAAUUUCUGCCUCACAGCCAGACAACAGGUAGUGAGCACACUGUCUGUCCCACACAGCGCAUGUGGGUGCAGGGUUCUUUAUCCACACGCUUUCCCUUGGAAUGUUCAAUCCUGGAAGAUCAAGAUGAUGAUGUGGAUCAUUCUGUGCUUCCUGCCGGUUUGGCGCUGUCUAGCGACACUUGGCAGCACGUUUCACCUAGGACAGAAACAGCUAUGGAGAAGGUAAUGACUAGACCACUCAACGCUGCCUCAGUGGUACUUUUUGAGGAAGCUAGUGGAUUGGUGGAUUCACCUGAAUUUGGUGACUCUGCAGGAGUGAGCAAUAAUGCAUGUGGAGCUGGGAAAGACGGCCAGGCACAAGAAUCUUUCCUUGAAUUUCUGCACUGCACUACUGAGGAUUCAUGCAACCUUAAACCAGUGACGUCAUUGCCCUUGCCGGCUCUAAAUCCCCAUCCACCAUCAGGCAGACGAUCACCAGGAACAGCUCCUGGGCUAACCACCAAGCAGCCCUAUUCUCUUACAUCACUCUUUCAGACGGAUGAGGACUUUGAUGAUCUGUGAUUUUUAUUUUUGUUGUUAAGGACAGUUUUAGAAUUAAGUCAUUUAGUAGUACAGCUUUAGGGCCAACACUGUUGUAUUGCUACACAAGUUUCACGUGCUCUGUCUGAAGCCACUGGGUUUUCAGUACUGAGAUUGACCUGAAGCUAUUUUUCACAAGGGAAGUGGAUAGUUUAUGUGAAGCCACUAAAAAUCCCUUUUGAUAAUCCCUUGAAGUGAAUCUCUUGAGAUGCUGGUGUCAAACCUAUACAAUCUUACAGAUUGUCUGAUUUUAAUGUAUUCUGCUUUAAUUUUUGUCGGUUUUAUUGUAUUAUAUGCAAAAUAUAUAAAAGCAUCCAUAUUUGCAUAAAAGUGGAAAUAAAUAGUCGAUGUUUUACAUAGAACAGUACAGCACAGCACAGGCCCUUCGGCCCACAAUGUUGUGCCGACCCUUAAACCCUGUCUCAUAUAAACCCCCCAUCUUAAAUUCCUCCAUAUACCUGUCUAGUAGUCUCUUAAAUUUCACUAGUGUAUCUGCCUCCACCACUGACUCAGGCAGUGUAUUCCACGCACCAACCACUCUCUGAGUAAAAAACCUUCCUCUAAUAUCCCCCUUGAACUUCCCACUCCUUACCUUAAAGCCAUGUCCUCUUGUAUUGAUCAGUAGUGCCCUGGGGAAGAGGCGGUGGCUAUCCACUCUAUCUAUUCCUCUUAUUAUCUUGUAUACCUGUAUCAUGUCUCCUGUCAUCCUCCUCCUCUCCAAAGAGCAAAGCCCUUGCUCCCUUAAUCUCUGAUCAUAAUGCAUACUCUUUAAACAAAGCAGCAUCCUGGUAAAUCUCCUCUGUACCCUUUCCAAUGCUUCCACAUCCUUCCUAUAGUGAGGCGACCAGAACUGGACACAGUACUCCAAGUGUGGCCUAACCAGAGUUUUAUAGAGCUGCAUCAUUACCUCGUGACUCUUAAACUCUAUCCCUCGACUUAUGAAAGCUAAAACCCCAUAAGCUUUAACUACCCUAUCUACCUGUGAUGCAACUUUCAGGGAUCUGUGGACAUGUACCCCAGAUCCCUCUGCUCCUCCACACUACCCAGUAUCCUGCCAUUUACUUUGUACUCUGCCUUGUUGAGAUCAUUCAUCAGGACCGACAAGGAAGAAGGUAGAGACCAGAAUAAGAAGAUGGAGGCUGGCGGGGGGUGGGGGGCAGAAGAGUACAAGCUGGCAGAUGAUGGAUUGGACCAGGUGAGGGGGAAAUGUGAGUUGUGGGGGGAUGAAGAAGCUGGAUGAGGAUAGGUGAAAAAGUAAAGAGCCGAAGGAGGAAUCUUAAUAGGAGGGGACAGUGCACCUCGGAAGAAAGGGAAGGAGGGGGACCAGAGGCUGGUGAUGAGGAGGAAGGAACCUGAAUGGGAAAUAGAACAGGAGGAAAUGGGGGGGGGGGGAAAUUACAGCAAGUUAAACAAAUAGAUGUUCAUGCCAUCAGGUUGGAGGCUAUCCAGACUGAAGGUGAGGUAUUGAUCCAAUGUGAGAAGGGCCUCAUCAUGGCAGUAGGACAGCUGGAACUGGCCCAAGCUCUCAUGAGCUAAGCUGUAAUGCUGGGAGAGCGUACUCACUCCAGAUAUGGCUGAUGGGAUAUGACCCAUUAUUAAUCCCAAUCUCCUGGUAAUGUAGUGUUGUCCAGGGAUCAUGUUCCCUACCUCUCCAGUUACUCACAUAAACCUACCAAAUAUUGAAAGGCCUACAAAGAGUGCGCAUGGAGAGAAUGUUUCCAAUAGUGGGAGUGUAGGUCCAGAGGGCAUAACCUAAGAAUACAAGGACAUCCUUUUAGAACAGAGAUAAGGAAUUUCUUUAGCCAGAGAGUGGUGAAUCUGUGAUAUUCAUUGCCACAGGCAGCCAAGUCAUUGGGUAUAACUGAAGCAGAGAUUAUAAGGUAAUGGUGUCAAAGGUUAUGGUCGCUGCAGUUUCUUUGGAUUCAUCAGCUGUGAUUAGGGGGAGCCUGCUGCAUGGGCAACAGCUUGCUCUCCAUAUUGUACCUCCCUGGCUUGCGUGUACAUAGAGUUCAGAUGCAACAUUUGUGGUCAAUCCUGAUCAACAGAGGCCUCAAACGGUUAUGGGGGUAAGGCUGGAGAAUGGGGUUGAGUGGGAUAAUAAACCAACCAUGAUGGAUUGGUGGAGCAGCCUCAAUGGACUGAAUGGCCUGAUUCUGAUCCUAAGACUGUUGGGUCUCGCUAUUCAAACAAUGAUGUCUUCUGCUGAGAACUCCAGAGAGAGUUGUCAUGUUGGAGACCCAGGUGCAAGAGGCAAUACAACCAGUAGAAGUAGUCUUCUGCUGCUGUUGUCCAUCCACUUCAAGGGGUUCAAUGUAGUUUGCAUUCAGAGAUGCUCUUCUGCACACCACUGUUGUAACAUAUGGUUAUUUGAGUUACUGUCACCUUGAACCUAUUUGGUCAUUGUCUUCUGACCUCUCUCAUUAUCAAGGCAUUUUCACCCACAGAAGUGCCACUCACUGGAUGUUUUUUUCUGUUUCCCCCCCAUUCUCUGUAAACUAGAGACUGUUGUGUGUGGAAAAACCCAGGAGAUCAGUAGUUUCUGAGAUACUCAAACCAACAAUCAUUCCACAGUCAAAGUUACUUAGAUCACAUUUCCUCCCCAUCCUGAUAUUUGGUCUGAAUAACAGAACUUCUUGACCAUAUUUGUAUUCUUUUAUGCAUUGAGUUGCUGCCAUAUGAUUGGCUGAUUAAAUUUUGCAUUAACAGAUGUACCUAAUAAAGUGUGGAAUAUGAACCAGGGCAUUACAAGUGCUACUGAGUGUAUAUCUUUUAAACAUGAGGGAAAACAUAGGACAUUCCCAGGUUAAACCAUUAGUAUGGUUUUUUUAAAAAUUAAACUUUAUUUGUUCAUCAAAACUUACAGGGAACCGCAUCAUUUGCAACAAUGACUAACAUAGUCUGAGGACGGCCUACAAGUGAUGCUAUGCUUCUGGUACUGACAUAGCUCAUCCACAACUCACUAACCCUCACCCAUAUGUCUUUGGAAUGUAGGAAGAAACCCACGUGGUCAUGGGGAGAAAGGACCAACUUUUUAUGCACAGCAGCAGAAAUUGAAUCUAUGAUUGCUGGCAUUAUUAAGCAUAAAGUUAGUUAUUAUGCCAUACACUAUCAUUCUGUGCAAUUAUUGUGUAUGUUCUGACCAAUGGACAUCUGCAAUGACUGAACUUAUUCAUUAGCUAGAGUGUGUAUUAUCAUCAGAUAGAUACUGCCAAGCAGACAUAAGAGAGGCUCCUGAUGGGUUUUAAAAGGAUCCAGGUUUGAAGCUCAGUGAGAUUGUGUGUAUGGAUAACAGAUUUUAACUUUCAUUAUAUUCUUUUAAAAGAAAUAUGUUGAUGUUGUGGCUCAGAUUUUAUUUAUUUUAGAUUCUUUAUUUUAAAUUAUUUAUUUUAGUGAUGGUUAGCAGAGUUAGGGUUUAGGAACAGAAAUGAGGUCAGGGGCAGUAAAUGAAGUGGACCGGAGUUUGUCUUGGUCACUCUGCUCUAUGGCCAAACAUUAGUCAUUGCAGAAAUCAAGUCCGUAACCAGUAAGGAAACUAGCCAUUCUCCUGCACCAGAAUGGAGAUCCAUUUUGGUUAAGUGCACGAGUCACGAGGGCCAGUCAUCCUUCCUCCCCAGGUCACUGGGGUCAAAGGUACACACAAGUCUGAAAGCUGAGGCAGAAGGUUAAACAUGUGAUAGACAAGAGGUCUAGUCUCAAAUGUCAAACCUAU
This is a messenger RNA of Mobula hypostoma (lesser devil ray), 5059 nucleotides long. It is a transcript of the gene mrnip, whose product is annotated as MRN complex interacting protein. Gene Ontology annotation, biological process: mitotic G2 DNA damage checkpoint signaling. Bases 70 to 1332 code for a protein of 420 amino acids. The record is from RefSeq and is a predicted model, not a curated record. Gene Ontology annotation, cellular component: nucleus. Lineage: Eukaryota; Metazoa; Chordata; Chondrichthyes; Myliobatiformes; Myliobatidae. Gene Ontology annotation, molecular function: chromatin binding. The transcript is spliced from 7 exons.